UGCAGAAAGAGCACCCUACACACACGUCUCAAAGGCUCUGGUGUUGAUGAGAAACUUUUUGGCAUACAUUUUUUCAUUGUGAAAUGGAUUUUCCAGGCAAUCCACACUGCCUAUUGUUCCCGAGUGUAUGAACCAGUCCUUUUCAAGAUGUAUGGAAUGUCACAUGUUACAGCAACACCACGAGGAAGUUCAACAGUGCUUGAUGGAGAACACAAGCACAGCCUCUCAGAACAUAUUUAUCAGAGUUAUGCUUGCACGUUUCUCGAUGACGGCACGGCCCACAGGUGCUGCUCCACAAGCCCUUCGAGAGGCUCCCUCUUCACAUGUCGCCGCAGCCCUCGGCUGCUUUCCAAUGGUUAUUACAUUUUGACAGAAGACAGCUUUCUGUCUGAUGAAGAUGGCAACAUAACACUGUCACCAUCCCAGACAAGCGUUACCUAUAAAGAGAACUCAGUUCGGAUAUUCCGUCGCAGGAAGAAAAUGCGAGGCUCUCUUGCCAGCUUGUUCAGUUUCAGUGCCUCCAGCCAGUGGCUCAGCAGCACCAUUCUCAACACUAUGGAUUCCUCCCAUGUAGACGAUCCUUGGCUUGACAAAUGCAGUGAACUACAGCCCAGUCAGACUGAUACUGACAACUCAGACCUUUCUUGUGAAUAUAACAUCUUAGUGCCACAAGGGCAAAUUCCAGCAUCUAUUGGAGCCUCUCUUACCAAAGAUGAGGAGUUUAUUGAGCCUGGGAAAUCACUGUGUGCCUCACCAUCCUGCUCUCCAUUUAUAAUAAAUGGAAAUAAAGAUACACUGAACAAAGCAGAAUCCAAUUCAGUGCCAAAUUUUCUGGCUCAGAUUGCUGCACUGAUGGUGUGUUUAAUCAUUUCAGUAUGUACAAGGUAUUUUCUGGGAGGAUUUUCUGCCAUUUUGUUGUUGAUAAUUUUAGCCUUUCUUGUGUCCCAAGAUGCUGCUCUGUCAUCUUUCUUCAGUCUUGUUACAUCUUUCAAAACAACUAACUUUGGUAAGUAGCACUAAUGUGAUGAAUAAUGUAAUUUAGAAAUUUUAUACUGAGAGAAAGGAGAGCCUCCUUCUGUUGUUUUCAUGGCAAAAGAUAGAAGGCAUAA
Molecule: messenger RNA, 1109 nt
Organism: Lagopus leucura (white-tailed ptarmigan)
Lineage: Eukaryota; Metazoa; Chordata; Aves; Galliformes; Phasianidae
Gene: TMEM71
Product: transmembrane protein 71
Exons: 9
Coding region: 148-1014 (288 amino acids)
Source: RefSeq, a predicted model, not a curated record